AUGGUCAUGAUCGAACCCCAUUAUCUGGUGUCAGACAAACUAAUUAAAAGCAAGAAUACUAACUAUAAACUACUAUACAAGCUACCAGUGAAUAUGUCCGAACUGGAAAAGGUCGAUGCCCGUAUAAGCGAAAUGAGCGAUGCAGAGUCGACGCAGCAACAUGAACAUGCUGUGCAGGUCGAGUUGCCGGUCGCAGGCUCGGAGUUGGAAAAGAUCGAUGCUAGCAUGAGUGACUCAGAAGCGCCGCAACCCCAACUGGAAGAAGCUACGCAGAAGGUGUUCGAUUUAGAAACUGCUGAUGCGAACGAGGUGAUGGAUGAGAUCAUUCGCGUCACGCAAGUCAACUAUGAGUACAUGAAGCAAAGGAUGGCUAACCCGAGUCCAUACGGCCCAAAUGGAGGUAGUAUGACUGAAGAAAUUUUAAAGAAAUAUGAAGAAAAGGAUGCGAUAUUGGACCUAUACUUCGAUAGACUGAAGACGCUGCUGCAAGAGGCUACACCGGGUUUCACGGAACUCCAGAUUCAACAGCGGCAGCUUGCUGCAGCUGUAAAGCUCAACAACAACAUGAUAUUCUUUUAA
Messenger RNA from Spodoptera exigua (beet armyworm), 579 nucleotides. The record is from the annotation of a GenBank genome assembly. NCBI's taxonomy places the organism in Eukaryota, Metazoa, Arthropoda, Insecta, Lepidoptera, Noctuidae.